Messenger RNA from Symbiodinium sp. CCMP2592, 4845 nucleotides. Lineage: Eukaryota; Dinophyceae; Suessiales; Symbiodiniaceae. The record is from the annotation of a GenBank genome assembly.
AUGAUGUGUUUCUUGAGUUUGUCGGGUGGCUAUGCAGGUCUUGAGUGCGAGUCGGAUGCCUGGAGCGACUUCACACCCGCCGCAAGCCCAGCCGGGCGCCAGGACGCUUCUAUGGUCUGGGACAGUGAGACUCAGUCUGCAUGGAUGUUCGGGGGCCAUGCCAGCAAUGCCUUCCUCUACUUUGCGGACCUCUGGCGCUACGACUGGCCUCGACGAGCUUGGACUGAGAUCCUGCCGUUGAGUGAAGGCCCCGCCCCCGGUGCCAGAUGGGGCCACGCAGCCGUGUGGCACGUGCAUUCCAGGUCUAUGCUGGUGUUUGGAGGCAAAUUCCAAGUCACAUUCUACGAUGACAUCUGGCAAUUUCGCAGCGAGGACGGCGCUUGGGGGCAAUUGCCUGCCCUGGGGAAGCCAUUGGCACGCGCCUACCACACCGCGAUCCUGGACCCCUCGGACAAUGCGGUGCUUGUCUUCGGAGGAGAGAGUGGUAGCCAGGUGCUGGAGGACCUCCAACGCUACAGUUUGGCCGACGGCCAGUGGAGCGAGUCUUUGACACCAGGGCCGGGAGCCCGCAGCCGGCACACCGCCGUUUGGGUGCCCACAACCCGGUCCAUGCUCGUUUUUGGCGGGUGGAGCGGGCAGCAGUAUCUGGAUGACUUGCAUAGCUACGACGCUUCGGCAGGCACCUGGGCCGAGGUGUCAGCCGCAGGAUAUUGGCCCACUGCUCGUGCUGGGCAUGCCGCCGCAUGGGACCCUGUUUCAAUGAGCAUGCUGGUCAUGGGCGGCAUCACCAAUGUAACCAGCGACCUCAGCUACGAUGCCUCCAUCUACAAUUACAGCCUCUUGACGAACUCUUGGAAGGAAGAGGGCUUGCAACGCCAGCUCUUAGGCCCAACCGGCCGUACCGGUCAUGGCAUUGUUUGGGACUACGCUUCUCGCGGCUUGCUGUGCUUCGGUGGCUUCAAUGCCUCCUACUUGCAGCAAACCUGGCGAUACGUGGUCAGUCAGACCAGCUCGCCCUUGCUGGUCAGCUGCCAGCAGGGCCGCAACUGUUCCUUCCGCUGGAAUGCUUCCGGCUCUGUUGCCGCGAAACGCACCUGCUCCGACCAGGAUAUCUUGGGAGGACUCCCCUCACCACUCUCGGAAGCGGAGGAGGAGGAUCUCUGGACGUUCGGAGUAAAUGCAUCCCCUUUCUUCACACAACCGGGUCAUCACCGCCUCUGCUGGUGUGAUGUCGUCAACUGCAGCCACCCCGACAACUUCAGCGUGACAGUGGGCUACUUUGUUCUGGAGGGCCCGCAGCUGCAGCAGUCCGCUCAAUGCUACCUAGGCAGAGACUGCACGAUUUCAGAGUGGCGAGGAGUCGGCAUCUCCGCGAACGACAGCGUCGUGAUGCAGAGCCGAUGCGGCGAAGGGCCGCGGCUCUCCUCUUCCACCUACUCCCAGCGCUCGGUCGGCGUCUCCUUCAACGAGUCCUACGGUUGGCACACCUUGCACGUGGGCUUCCUCGACCCAGCGGAGGGCCUCAAGCCGGAAGCUCUGGAGCUUUGCUGGUGCCCUGCUGCGGCGGCCCCUUGCGCUUCGGCGGAGGACUUCCUCGUGGUCGCGCUGAGCCUGGACGUGAUCUGCCCGCCCGGCGAGUACAGCGAAGGGCCCGGCUCUUCCUGCCUGCCCUGCCCGGCGAACUUCUUCUGCCCCGGCGGUUCGGAAUUGCAGAGCUGUCCGUCGUCGAGCACUUCGAUGCAGGGCUCAAGCCUGCUCUCCGACUGCCGGUGCCUUCGAGGGCGCUACUGGGAUGCAGAGAGCGCCAUCUGCCUGGCGUGCCCCGCUGGGUCUUCGACGUUGCAGGAGGGGGCCACCAGCCUGGCGUCCUGCACUUGCAUGCCGGGCUUCUUCGCGACGCAGCCCGACAAUCCGGCAGUUUGCGAAGCCUGCGGCGUGGGCUUCUUCUGUGCAGGGGGCCUGCAGACCCCGCAGCCGUGUGCGCCGUCCCAAACCACCGAGAGCGACACGUCAGCCAACAGAUCCCAGUGUGUUUGCAGGCCCGGCAGCUUCUUGGAAGACGGGCUUUGCGCCCUGUGUCCAGUUGGAUUUUUCAAGGGCAGCGUCGGAGACUUCCCGUGCUCGCCAUGUGGUACUGGCACGUUCAGCAACGGCACGGGAAGCACAGAGCCUUGCAGAUGCCAACAGGGCUAUGGUUUUGACGAGGAGAUCGCGCAGUGCAGACCAUGCCUUCCGGGCGAAUACAAAGCACUGGUAGGCGACACUCCGUGCAGCCGAUGCUCUACCAAUAAGACUUCUGUGGAGGGCGCCACAUCUCCCCUUGACUGUCGAUGCCGCUCAGGUCUUGCAGCAGAGGGUGAGAGCUGCCGAGACUGCCGAGAUGGCUUCUUCUGCCCGGGCCAGGGUGAAGAGCGGCGAUGCCAGGAUGAUGCCACCUCACGCAGGGGCUCCAUCCUGCAGGCAGAUUGCCUAUGCCUCCCAGGCUACUAUGCCCUUGAAGCUCAGGGCAUCUGUGAGCCUUGCCAACCUGGACGCUACAAGCCCACGCUGGCCAACGAUCCAUCUUGCCCAUUACAGUGCCCCACAAAUGGCCAGAGUGCCAAUGCGUCCACCAACUUAACAGAGUGCUUCUGCAUGCCAGGAUUUUACGCAGUGCUCGAUGAAGGAUCCCUCUCCAGGUGCGCCAGUUGUGCCUUCCUUCCUCAUGUGCAAUGCUUGGGUGGUUUUCACACUCAGGCGGGCAUCACUCAGUUGGGGAACCACAAGCUGCCUGUCGCUCGGCCGGGCUACUUCCAGACAGGAGUGACAAUCGCCGUGAAGUGCACGGCCGACACGUCCACUGGCCUUAGCGCUUGCCUCGGAGGGCAGCUAUGCGCGCAAGAUGACACGGUGGAAUGCUUCGGCAAGUAUAGCAACGCUUGCGACGAAGGCUCCACCGGGUUCUUUUGUGGAGAAUGCCCAGCUGGUUGGGCCAGGAGAGCCUUCCAGCAGCCAUGCGAACCGUGCGCUGCUGGUGCUGUUUUGCCACUGGUAGCCUCUGUCAUCAUCGAUGUUGGCACGAAGGCCACGAUCAACUUCGUGGUCGCGGCCAUGGCCGCAAUGGCAGCAGUCAGAGCCAGCAGCAAGCUCCACACGGUGAUGAUCCGUAUCGCCGUCCAGUGGCUGGCUGCUUGCUCCGUCCUGACGGCUUUCGACCUCACACAGAUUCCACUCGAGAAUGCGGAGACCCAGGGAGAUCAGGAAGAGUAUCCACUCUUUCCAUGGCCUGUGCAGGUCAGCGCAGCGAUGCGGGGCCUCUUCGAGACCCUCACGCUGACGCCGGUGCUGACAUCUGUUAACUCGGCCACACAGUGCUUUGCCCAGGAGCUUGCUCCUGACAGCACUGCCCCGCGCAUCGCCUUUGGAGUGUACCACCUCGCCUUACCUCUCUUGGUCAUGAUUGGCAUUCUUCUGCUCUCCUUCCUGGUGGUGCAUGUGGUUGUGCCUUUGGGGGAGCGUUUCGGCUUCUCCUUCAACGAGUCCGGACGUAGCAUGAACCAUCUGUGCAAGAUCAUAGACCCCAUGCUCAAAGAGAUAUUGCGCAAACCUGUCGCCGAAGCCUCCAUCACAACGUCGCGUACUUCUGACGCCUUCUCUUGGGCGGACUUGGAGCGCACGGGCACCUUGGGGAACCUCACCACGGCUCAGUUGCAGCAAGCGGCGGAGAACCCGGAUGGCUUCUUGCGCACAGCUGCAGCCGGGUCGCGAGAGCUCCUGGUCAGCGCCUGUGCAGCUCGUGCUGCCCAGCUGCAUCCGCAGGCCGAGGCCCAGGAGCUGUACCAAGAGCUGGCGAAGGCGGAUCUCCGACAAUUCCUGACCGCGGACUUCGCCACUCGGUCUCCGGAUUUUACGGCAAUGCUGGACAAGGUCUUGGAUGCGGCAUUCACCUUCGAUGAGGAGACCGUGCCCGUACCGAAGGAAGGCCCUGAGCAAGAAGAGGCUGACGAGCUCCGGCUCGUGGGCUCGGAGCACGCGCCUUGCGACGUUGUGGUCGCCUUGCCCACGGACGCAAUGCCAGAGAAGAAACCGGGGGAAAAGAGCACCUUCAGCUUUACAUCUUUGGAAAACCGAGCAAGCCUGAUGGACUCUCUAAAUUUCGGCCUCUUCUCGCCGGCACCUCGCUUCGUCGAGCUCGCAUACCAGAGCGUGCCCAUCCUUUGGGUGAGCCUGGUCUCUCUGUGGCCUGGGCUACUGUCCAGCUUCCUGCAGAUGAUCUGGUGCGUGUCAGUUCUGGAAGACGAUGUGCUGGUGAGCCGCCUGCUGCCCAACCCUUCCGUCGUUUGCUGGUCCGACGAGCACCUGGUUUCUGCGCGCUUCGCCAUCGCUGGGCUCGUCGUGUGGUGCCUGGGCAUACCGAUUGCGCUGGCCAUCGUCUUGUUUCGCCUCCCGGAUAGGCAGGCUCCUGACAACUUCAGGCGCUUUGGCUAUUUCUUCCAGGGCCUGGAGCGACAGUUUUGGUGGUGGGAUCUCCUCGUUAAGCGCUUCGCCGUGGCCUCAGACUUGGCGCUGAUGAUGCUCGUCGCCUACACUUCCGUCGUGCCGGAUCAGAAGGCCAAGCUCGCGCUCUUCCCCGUCCUCUCGGCCUUCCAGGCGCUGCUGGCAGCGUGGGUCCGGCCCUAUGCAAACGACCAGGCUGAGGUGCUGGACGUCUUGGAGGUGACGCUGUGCUCGAUCCGGUUUCUGCUCUUCAGCGGAGUGGCGCUGCUUCUCAGUCUGGAGGUGGCCUACCUCCUCUUGCUGGUCUUGGUGCUCGCCUGCCUUUACUUCUUCACCCACUUCACCGCCCAGGUCUGGCCAAGACACUAG